Molecule: messenger RNA, 570 nt
Organism: Symbiodinium natans
Lineage: Eukaryota; Dinophyceae; Suessiales; Symbiodiniaceae
Source: the annotation of a GenBank genome assembly
AUGAUCUUCUCUUGCCAAGUGGAAAUGCCUGGUGAAGCCACCGUGGACGCAUGGACCGUCGCUGGGCUGAAGGCCUGCGAGCUUGCUCCAGAUCUGCCACCAGACAGCUGCUCCCUCGCCACCACCUGUGACGGCUCCUCGCCGGUUGCUGUGCCAGAGGCAGCGGUGGCAGCAGGCAGCCAGUACCGCAGGGACCUGCUGCUCAGCUUCCGGUCCCUGCUGCCGGUGCAGCCUGCCGGCUGCACGCUACCAUGCCUGGUGCCGGCAGAGGUGGUUUGGGAGCCUUGGCGGCGAGUCCCGCGACGGCGCGGUCGAAGAGCGGAACCGAGGUUGCCAGAGGGAGAGGAGCCUGUGGCGGAUGAGGCACCACAGACUCCUGAAGUGACCGGCACGGAGGUGCCUCCUGAUCUUCCAGCACAGCCUGCACCGGCUGCUGAGGUCCACUUCCAUGCCGCUUCGGUGCGCUCCAAAGGCCGCCGGCCGCAGCCCGCCGCCCGGGCGGUUUGCACUUCCCAUGCCAGGGCAUGGCCCUGUGUCCGGAGAGCUCCACAACCAGAGCCGCUAGAGUGA